CCCUCGCUUCUCUCUCAUCUCCCUCCCACACAAAUCAAAGCUCUGCGCUCUCUUUCUUUCUCUCUCUCUCUCUCUCUCUCUGCGCGACCAUGCUUUCAGGGGACAUUCCGCCUAACCAAACUAUAUACAUUAAGAAUCUCAACGAGAAAAUCAAAAAAGAAGAAUUGAAGAGGUCCCUCUAUUGCUUAUUCUCUCAAUAUGGCAGGAUUUUGGAUGUUGUUGCCUUGAAGACACCCAGGCUUCGGGGGCAAGCAUGGGUUGCAUUUCUAGAAGUGGCUUCUGCUAGUAAUGCUGUGCGGCAGAUGCAAAACUUUCCGUUUUAUGAUAAACCCAUGCGGAUUCAAUACGCCAAAACAAAGUCAGAUUGCAUUGCUGAAGCAGAAGGAACCUUAGCUCCAAAAGAAAAGAAAAGGAAGCAGGAAGACAAAGCUGAAAGAAAGCGGCGAGGUGAUGAAGGACAACAAUAUGCUACCGAAAAUGGUGCAGCUGCUGAAAAUGGAGGCAGAACGGCCCCGUCCCGCCAUGGAAACUCGAAUACACAGGAAGCUGCAUCUCCAAACAAUAUCCUGUUCAUUGAGAAUUUGCCUCACGAAACUACCAGUGAUAUGCUGGAAUUGCUCUUCAAACAGUUUGCAGGGUUUAGGGAAGUCAGGAUGAUUGAUGCGAAGCCAGGCAUUGCCUUUGUAGAGUAUGAAGAUGACAUUCAGUCAUCGGUCGCCAUGCAGGCCCUUCAAGGCUUCAAAGUCACCCCUCAAAACGCCAUCGCCAUCACUUUUGCCAAGAAGUAACUAAAAAUUACGGAUCCUAUUCUCUGUAGUCGAAUGUUGUUUUGUUGCGGAUAUGUAAUAGUUGAAUAGUUGUUAAUCUCACUGUACUCAUGUAUGCACGGCAUGCUCGUGUAUGCACGGGCGGUUUCUGAUCCUUGAUCGAGUGUGUUAUGCAGAUCAAUGGUCAAAAAUCGCCAUGCCACUGAACAUAGCUCGGCUUGAGAACCAUCGGGUUCCACUUUCAUGCGUUUUUAUUUCUAUUUUUUUGGAUCGUUGGUUGCAUGUCA
Molecule: messenger RNA, 1054 nt
Organism: Malus domestica (apple)
Lineage: Eukaryota; Viridiplantae; Streptophyta; Magnoliopsida; Rosales; Rosaceae
Product: U2 small nuclear ribonucleoprotein B''-like
Biological process (GO): mRNA splicing, via spliceosome
Cellular component (GO): U1 snRNP
Molecular function (GO): U1 snRNA binding
Source: RefSeq, a predicted model, not a curated record